UUUUAGUUGUUGUUUGACUCUUCGAAGUAGAGGAUCGUCUUUUGUCCGUUUGAUUUCGGUUCGAUUUUCUGUUGAUCGAUACUUCGUCAUCCAGACCGGGCGGCGGUCGGUGCGAGGAUCGUUUCGGAGAACGCGUUGCAUAAAUAAGGAAAAAAGGACUAAGGAGUGCGGAAGAAUAACGAAACGAACACUCUAGUCGGUAUGCAAGGCAUGGGUAAGGAUAUUCCUUUUAUCGCGUAAAAUACACAGUGAAUGGGACACGUGAAGCGAAGUGCAACCGAAGGGAACGAUUUGAAAUCGGCAAAAAGCGAAAAAAGAUUCAAAUUUCAAAGCACUUUUUCUUGGUUCGCAUUGUUGAUGGUUGUAAAAAAAUCGAGAUCAGUCGUUUUAGCGCUGGGGAGAAGAAUUUAGUCGAUUCGAACUUUGUAGGAGUUUCGGAAGGACAAAUUCAAGUAUCGACGACAAAGAAAAUACGGAAAAACACUACCCAAAGCGAAGUGCAAACAGGCAAGGUGUUGGAAAAGCGUUAAAACUCGCGGAUUAUGUGGGAAAGCCGUUGGUUCGACAAAUUGUCCUUUGCGGGAAACCGUUGUGCAAGAAGGAAGUGUGAAAGUGAUUUAAACACAGAAAAGCCGCGGUCAGGAAAAUCUACAUAUGCCAAGUGAAAAUAAAAGGCAACAAAACCCUACUGUGGUACCACUUGGUGGAAACUAAUACUCUACAAUAAGUGAUACGUCAAUUGAAGAAUAAUCGUGGAAAAAGGUCAAAGCAAUUUGCGGUAACAGUCGAGAGUGCAGUUUCUUACAACCGCUUGCGCUUUGUUGAAAAGCUGGUGCCGCUAAGCCGAGAGCCUCAGAGAAUUAGUACUCAUUGUGAUAUUUCAGUACAAGUGAUAUUGCUGCUAAUGGUCGUUUAAAAUCGUAGUAUGAUUGAUGAUGGAUUGAGUCGAUGACAGCGUACUCGUAGGACGUGCAAAGGAAUGGAAAGCAGUGUUUUAGGCAGUGCUACGUAUGCUAGAGACGUCGAUCAGACAUUGCUGUAUUCAUGUUGAAGCUGAGUGUGGAUAACUGGGAUAACUGCAAGCUGCCGUGACAGUGUGACUGCGUGAUGAAUGAGCAUGUUACAGCACUAAAAGAAGAAUAGUUUUCAUAUGAAACAAACAAAUUAUAUCACACUCGUGUACGUGUUUCCUUUGUGCCACUUUUGGGGUCAUAAUUAAAGGAAAAAAAAUCAUAAAUCCAAACGUAUCAAAAACAAAAGAAGAAUUUCGCAGCAGUAUGUUGGACGACGAGCUAAUCGAUCGCCUGAAGAGAAACGGACCGUGAUUGAGUCAGCUGAGUGUUGAUCCCAUCAGAAGGAAUAAAGAGAGGAAAAAAAACCAGGUGAAGUGAUUGUGAAUCCGAUAGUGACGACGCGCAACGAAACCAGAAACCGGCCUGGAGUGUCCGGCCCUCCGAGUAGACCACGCGAAGGCCAGACGACGGAGGGGUCUGCCCGUUGCGAGCAGCGUGCGUAUGAGCCUGUUGUGCGUGUAGUGUUUGUGCGCUUAAUGUGAAAAAUCAUAUGAAAUGGUGACAUUAAUGCCUUGUAGCUAUAUAUCGGCCCCCCGGAUCUCCAUCAUUGAUAAAAUGAUAGAGAUAGAACCAAAGGGUAAAAGAUCACGCACAGAAGGACCAGAACCUCCAGAGAGAAGUCGAACGUACAAUUCCAGUCUUAGUUCAGGUGGUUCAACAGACAGCUGCUUACUACCGAGUAGCUCAACACUUCAUUAUCCAACUGCUUCCCAUUCAGCUGGUUCUUAUUCUCUGUUGAACAACAACUACCGCACUCUUAGCGGCUCGGCGAGCAUUCACAGUGCGCACAACGGACUGAGUUUAUCUUACGGUACAAACCAUAGUUCGACGUCUGGCGGUACCGUAGUGUCCCGUCUCAACGGAGGAGCGUCUUCAACGAUAACAUCUGGAGGAAGCAGCAGCGCAGGAACGGCAGGAAAUUCUUUGGAUGGACUUCCAACGCCCAGUGCUAUCAGCAAUAGUGGAGUCGGCUUGAAUCCCACAAAUCACGGGACAUCAACAACUGCACUGGCUUCGUCCGAGCUGGGGAUGUCGCAUUGGUUAACCGACGGGACAGUCAAAUCCGAAAUCCGAAGUCCAGGACUUGACGCCGCCAUCUCAGGUGGGAACCUUCCAGUCGGUUCAACCCAUCUGGACAGUUCAUUGUUCUGCGCCAAUCCUAACAACUUAGACACUCUUCAAGGCAGUGCGAACACGUACGACAAGUCAGAGUACUAUCCGUACGCAUACAACAUGCAGCAAUACGCACCGUUUACGUAUUCAUCUUACGGUUCGCCGUAUCAAACGAGGACGUCCUCGAAAAUCCCAUCACCAAAUACAUAUCUUCCCUCCAGCUAUGCGGCUGCAGCAGCCAACAAUAACUCAGCACAAAUCUACUCAUCCUACGGUUAUAACAACUUCGCACAAUUCGGCACUAGUCAGCAGGAUUACUACAACUACAACGAUCCAACGUACUCGCCGUACUACCAGACAGCCACCUACCCACCGUACGUCAGUUCACCGGGCUCCAGCGGGAGUCAAAGCUUCCAUGUGGCAGCGGGUCUGUCGGCCGAGAGUCCCUCGGAGGGGCAUUCGGCUGCAACGCCCACCAUGCUGACCCACUCGCACUCGCCUCAGUCUCCCCUCUCCAUCUCACCUACCAUUCAGGCCGGUUCGGCAGCGGCAGUAGCAGCGGCUGCCGCAGCUGCAGCUGCCAAAACUACCCCAUCGGGAAAACCAGGACGGGCGCGGGGGCGACGACAUGCACAUCCAAGCCCGACGAGGAGUUCCACUUCAGAACCGGGCGUUACGGAGAAGGCACCAGAGCGAAUAUUCGUGUGGGACCUGGACGAGACCAUCAUCAUUUUCCACUCGUUGCUGACGGGGACCUAUGCUGCAAAAUAUAACAAGAGCCGGGACCAUCACAUGCAACUGGGCUACCGGAUGGAGGAGCUCAUCUUCAACAUGUCGGAUGCCUUCUUCUUUUUCAACGACCUGGAAGAGUGCGAUCAGGUACAUAUCGACGACGUGUCCUCCGACGACAACGGGCAGGAUCUGAGCAAUUAUAAUUUCACCGCCGAUGGUUUCCACCCCGGAACAGCCCAAGGAGCUCCACCUAAUAUUUGCCUUCCUAAUGGCGUUCGCGGAGGCGUCGACUGGAUGCGAAAGCUGGCAUUUCGCUAUCGUAAAAUUAAGGACACCUACAACACCUACCGAAACAAUGUUGGGGGGCUUCUAGGACCCCAGAAACGGGAACAUUGGCUGCAGGUUCGGUCCGACAUAGACUUCGACACGGAUAGUUGGCACAGCUUAACGUUGAAGUGUUUGAACAUGAUUGCCCAGAGGGAGAACUGCGUCAACGUCCUGGUGACAACAACGCAGUUGGUUCCAGCCCUGGCCAAAGUGUUGCUUUAUGGUCUGGGGCAAAUCUUCCCAAUAGAAAAUAUUUAUAGUGCAAAUAAAAUAGGUAAGGAAUCCUGCUUCGAACGAAUCGUCACGCGAUUUGGACGAAAGAGCACCUACGUGGUCGUCGGUGACGGUCAGGACGAGGAAAGUGCUGCCAAAAAUCUUAACUUUCCCUUCUGGCGGAUAUCGAGCCAUAGUGAUAUUCGGUCGCUGCAUACCGCCCUGGAGAUGAACUUCUUAUGAAGAUGCUCACCAACGAACUCUGCUUGGGAAGUGAUGAUGGCUGCGAAGCAUCGUCUCAUACUUGCUGUGAAUGCAAAUAUAAGAUUUAGUGAAAUUAGACAGUUUCAAGAAAUGUGUAAAAGACGCGAUUUAGCUUAAAGAUAUUUGAAAUUGUUGGUCUUAUGAAAAUGAGUCCACGUGUAUAUUGAAAUCCUGUAUGUAUCUAAUACAAGAUAGCACUUUGUAAAAUAUAUUCAUAUAACUAUUGACUAAUUCAAAACUUUUCAUAGAAUCAGUAUUCAAACAAAGAACGUAUAUCGUAGAGGACGGAAUCAUCCACCAACAUGAAAAUCUCGCGCAACGAUGCUCAAUCAAUGCACUGAAUUACACACAAAAAAAUCCGCACUAAACUCAGUUUCGUUUCCCAGUGUACUAAUCGUCCUGUUUGAUAGGUUUUUUACAAAACAAAAUGUUAGCCUAAUCUACGCGUCAAACUGAGUUGUACUAAAAAGUAACAUAGAUAUGUAAAAUAUAACAGAAUGAGUAAUAAAACCUGCCGUUGAUGGGCAGGAAGGGACGUCCCCGUAAGCGCAAACUGUCGCAUCUAUCAGCCAUCUGUGUUAAAAUUAUAAGACCCGUGCGGAGGAAAUAUCAAAAUUUGUAUGAUUGUGUUAUACCUAAUAAGGAGAUAAGAGAGUCGUCCAUUUGUAAAUAUUAUCACUGGAAAAGAAUCAAAAUAUAAACCCAAACGUUUACUAUGGAAUUUCUAAAUAAAUUACCCUCAUGUAAAGCUAAAGAUAAGAAAAUGUGUAUUUAUAAGCCCUAUCUAAUUAUAUCAAUAAAUGAACACAAACGUA
Messenger RNA from Armigeres subalbatus, 4537 nucleotides. It is a transcript of the gene eya, whose product is annotated as developmental protein eyes absent. The record is from RefSeq and is a predicted model, not a curated record. The transcript is spliced from 9 exons. Lineage: Eukaryota; Metazoa; Arthropoda; Insecta; Diptera; Culicidae. Gene Ontology annotation, cellular component: nucleus. Gene Ontology annotation, biological process: negative regulation of extrinsic apoptotic signaling pathway in absence of ligand; multicellular organism development; positive regulation of DNA repair. Gene Ontology annotation, molecular function: protein tyrosine phosphatase activity. Bases 1569 to 3701 code for a protein of 710 amino acids.